Molecule: messenger RNA, 5254 nt
Organism: Amphimedon queenslandica
Lineage: Eukaryota; Metazoa; Porifera; Demospongiae; Haplosclerida; Niphatidae
Product: dual oxidase 1-like
Exons: 7
Coding region: 116-5113 (1665 amino acids)
Biological process (GO): defense response; superoxide anion generation; response to oxidative stress
Cellular component (GO): plasma membrane; NADPH oxidase complex
Molecular function (GO): peroxidase activity; calcium ion binding; heme binding
Source: RefSeq, a predicted model, not a curated record
UAUAAAAGCUCCUACACGCCAGCAAAGCUCCACUCCAUUUUUUCUCUCUUCCAUUAUUGUAGGUGACCCUUGCUGCUUCAGAAGGAGAAAGGAGAGCCGGAGUUUUGUCAUAAAAAUGAAGCUCCUUUUGCUGCUAGGAACGCUUGUCGUUCUCUCUGCAGCUUCUAACCCUAACGACCCUGCUGUACAAAUGAAGCUACGAGAUCUUGGACUGAACAACAGCGGUUUUGAACCAGAUGGACAUUAUGAAUAUCAGAGUUAUGAUGGUUGGUACAACAAUGCCGCUCACCCUGAAUGGGGCGGAGCUGAUAUGCCAAUGGAAAGGAGAACUCCGAUAGCUUAUCCCGACGGUGUGUACGAGUUCGCUGGUAGAGACAGACCCAACGUGCUCAUAAUAGCCAACCUCACCCAGAACGGGCUCACUGGGCACCUGUCUACCACAAGGACCGGGUUUUUCAUCUAUUUUGGCCAGCAAGUUGUAGAAGAGGUACUAGAUGCACAAAGGCAGGGAUGCAUUCCAGAAUACGAGUUCAUUGAAGUACCAAAAUGCCAUGCUCUUUACGAUCGGGACUGUCGUGGAGACCGAGUCAUUCCCUUCCUUCGUAACCGCUACGACUUUCAGACCGGGUACAACCCCAACAACCCUCGUAUGCAGUUGAACGAGAUCACCCCGUGGUUUGAUGGCGGCCUUAUGUAUGGUCCAUUCAAGGCAUGGACUGAUGCCAUUCGUAGUUUCCAGGGAGGAGAACUCGCUGCUAAUGAUAAUCAAGCCAAUAUUGCUGAUCAGUUCCCACAGAGCAACGACGAACUGGGUCUGCCUUAUGCUAAUCCACCACCUCCAGCAAACUUCUCUUUAUUUCCUGUCAAUAGGUUUUGGACUAUUGGUAACCCACGUGGUAAUGAAAACCCCUUCCUUCUGACAAUGGGUGUCCUCUGGUUCCGUGUACACAACUGGUGGGCGAGGAGACUUAGGGUUUUCUACAUUCAGAAUCGAAUGAGAUACAAUCUCUCCCAUGAAGAAUGGGAGAAUGACGAAUGGCUAUUCAACAGGGCAAGGCAGUUCACAAUCGCUACCCACCAGAAGGUAGUCUACAAGGAGUGGAUGCCACUCUUCCUCCCUAGCAAAUACAAUGGUAAUCCCAAUGCCUUCCCAUACAACAAUACCCCUGGUUACACCCUCUAUCCCGGUGUCAGUGGAUACAAUCCCGGUAUUAAUCCACAGGUUGCUCACAUCUUCCAGUCGGCUGCUAUGAGGUUUGGACACACUAUGGUUACUCCUGGUAUAUGGAGGAGAUUAGGAGGUGGUAAUCAAACAUGUGAAUUUGGUCCUACUCUUUCUCCUGACUUUGCCAGGUUCUCCAAUGCCUACUUGAGAUAUGUUACUAAUAAUGAGAAUGUACAAUUCGACACAAUGACCUCCCUAAUUACGAGACUCUGUAAUUCCAACAAUCCAUACAACAACACUGAUCUUAAUGACACUCUGUGCAAUACCAUCAACCCGGGCAUCAAUAGGGACGAUCCAUCCGCUGGUUCUUAUCGAGUUGGGAAUUUACAUGAGAGCUAUUUUGCUCCUCGUACUUGUAACCAGUUCUGGAAUCCAACAGUGACCAUCAUGCAGACGAAUGUAGACUCAUUCUAUCUCGGUAUGGCAUCUCAGCACGCCGAGAGAGAGGACUUCAUCAUUACUCCUGAUCUCCGUGGUUUUGUCUUUGGAGCUCUGGACCACACCCGUCGUGACCUCAUGGCUCAGAAUCUCCAGAGAGGGCGUGACCACGGUCUCUCCGAUUAUAACUCGGCUCGUAUUGCGUACGGUCUCCAGCCACUCACGAGUUUCGAGGACCUUAACUCUGAGUAUGGUAAUAACCCAGAUAUUACUGACAACAUCGAGAGACUGAGGGAUGUAUACAAUAAUGAUAUAUCAAAGUGUGACAUAUGGGCCUGCGGUCUAGCAGAGACUACUGAGGAUAAUGGUCCUGGUACUUUGUUUACUGAAGUCCUCUUUGAUCAGUUCAUGCGCAUUAGACACGCUGAUAGGUUCUGGUAUGAAAACUACAAGAACAACCAUCUUUUCACUGAGGAAGAAAUCAACAUGAUAGAGAGCGUUGACAUGAAGUCCAUCCUCAUAGCAAUCACCAACAGUAUAAAUGCUGAUAAUAUACAGGACAAUCCGUUCCAAGUCACAACCAACAACCAAUACUGUCCACAGCCUUUCCAACUCUCAGAGUUAUUCAUGGACGACUGCCGUCCUCUAGAGAACUUUGAUUACUAUGACUCAAGCGUCUGGCAGGUACCUUUCAUAUGGGCCCUCGUCUUCAUCUACAUAUUCAUCAUCAUUGGUCUCAUGUUGCUCAUAGCUGAACUGAACAAGAGGCGACGUGCCAAGAUCCUCUCCAGCGGCCGCAAGAGCCGAACAAAGAAGAUUGAAGGUACCGACCUCACCGAUAAUGAUGGAGAGGUCAUCGUCGCUUAUGAAGAGAAGGCAGGGCUACAAGGAGUCACUCGUUAUGUGAGUUUCAAACUCGGUCCCGAGAAACAGCUUAAGCUUUUCUAUGGGGAAGAGCUCUUACGUACAGUGGACCUUAGAAACCAGACCUCAAUCAAUAUACUCUUACCAGUUGACAGUGAGCUGUACUUUGCUGUUAAGAUCAAGAAUGAGUACGAUAUACUCAUACGCUGCAAGACGGUACAUGAUCGUAACGCCAUCAUUAAUAAGCUGAAGGAAUUCCUUGAGGGCUUACAGAUUGAGGUCGAGGAAGAGAGAGGAAUGAAACGCGUAAUGCUCCGCAACAUUUUCACAAAGAAACAACGCCAGCAACUACUCGAGAACUUUUUCAAGUCUGUUUUUGCCGAAGUUGGUUCUAAACAAAAUGUUGAGACCCGCACUGAUAUACUCGAGUGUGAGCUAACUAAAGACGAGUUUGCCGAUGCCAUGUCUACCAGCAAGGACUCUCUCUUUGUCGAGCAGAUGUUUGCUCUGUGUGACGCUGACCAAAACGGUUUCAUCUCUUUCAGAGAGUUCGCCGACAUGACCGUCAUAUUCUCUAAAGGAUCGCCCGACGAGAAACUGGAGCUGAUGUUUCGCAUGUACGACCUCAGCGGAGAGGGCCAACUGGACCGAGAUGAGUUUAAGAAAAUGUUGAAGAGUAUGAUGGAACUGGUGAACGCCUCGGUCACUGGAGAUCAGAUGAACUCGCUUGUGGACUCCAUGUUCACUGCUGCUGGUUUUGAAAAUAAGCAACACCUGACUGUUGAUGAUUUCAAGGUAUUGAUGCGUGAUCACAAAGAGGAGCUGAGCAAUGCAAAGAUCAGUGUCCAGGGUAUCGAGGCCCCAGAGAUUGAGGCUCCAGCCAGUAAAGAGGAGGAGGAAAGUGGUGCAGUUCCAUCACGAUACAAGGCAAGAGAGAACGCUACAGCUCGUGCCCGUCGUACCAUCAUCAAGGCCUAUGGACGUACUACAAAGCAAGACCCACGAGCACAGCAACAGCUGGAGGAGAGCCAAGUUACCCUCCAGAUCAAAAAGAAAUCCAAAUUUACUUCAACUCCUGUCGGUCGUCGUUUUGCUGCUUUCUUGAGAUGGGUCGAGAACUACAAACUACACAUCUUCUACCUCUCAAUGUUCUUCCUUAUAACUGCAGCCAUUUUUGUAGAGAGAGCCUACUACUAUUCAGUCGAGCGUGAGUUUGGAGGUCUCCGCCGUAUCGCUGGAUAUGGUGUUACUGUUACUCGUGGAGCCGCCUCUUGCAUGAUGUGGACAUACUCGGUACUCCUCAUCACUAUGGCUCGUAAUCUAUUCACGUACCUUCGCGAGACAAUAUUCAACUAUUACAUUCCAUUUGAUUCACACAUCAGCUUCCACAAAGUAGUAGCCAUGACCGCUCUGUUCACAACUGUAAUGCAUUGCAUUGGUCACGGUAUCAAUUUCUAUCACAUUGCCACUCAGACUCCCAGCGAUUUGACUUGUCUCUUCAGAGAGGUCUACUUCAGGAGCCACUUCCUACCAAAGUUCUCCUACUGGCUCUUCCUUACCAUGACUGGCUUCUCCGCUUUCGUACUGACUCUGAUAACUGUCAUUAUUUUUGUAUUUGCCGUACAAUAUGCUCGUCGCUAUGCCUUCCAGUCUUUCUGGCUCACCCAUCAUCUCUACAUCGUGUUCUACAUUCUCAUGUUCCUCCACGGGUCUGGUCGUCUAGUACAGGAUCCAUUGUUUGGUAAUUUCUUCCUUGGACCUGGUAUUGUCUACGUUAUCGAUCGCCUCGUCAGUUUAGGACGCAGCAAGGCAGAGGUUAGCAUCGUCCGUGCUGAUAUCCUCCCGUCUCAAGUCAUUGGUAUUUAUUUCAAGCGCCCGCCAAGUUUCGACUAUGUCGCUGGUCAGUGGGUCCGUAUUGCUAGUCUUGCACAGAAUCCUGGCGAGUACCAUCCAUUCACUCUCAGCUCCGCCCCUAAUGAGGAGAAUCUCAGUCUCCAUAUCCGUGCUGUCGGCCCAUGGACUCACAACUUCCGUGAGAUAUGCUCCCAGAAGAAGAGUGCUGGUGAUCCUCUCCCCAAGCUCUUUGUUGACGGACCUUUCGGAGAGGGACAUCAGGACUGGUACAGGUUCGAAGCUGCUGUCCUUGUGGGUGGAGGAAUCGGUGUAACUCCAUUUGCAUCCAUUCUUAAAGAACUCGUCCAUCGUUUCAACAUAGGAGCACGCAUCCAGUGCAAGAAAGUCUACUUUAUCUGGGUCACUCGCACGCAGCACCAGUUUGAGUGGAUGGCUGAUAUCAUCAAGGAGGUGGAAGAGGCUGACACGAAGCGUCUUGUUGAAGUUCACGUAUUUGUUACCCAGUUCUUUGACAAGUUUGAUCUCCGUACGUCCAUGCUCUAUGUCGCUGAGAGGCACUUCCAGCGUCUCUCUGGUCGCUCCCUCUUUACUGGAAUGAGAGCCAUCACUCAUUUCGGCCGUCCAGACUUUGGUACCUUCUUUGAUAGUCUUGCCGAGGAGCACAACCUCCUUCCAAAGAUUGGUGUGUUCUCUUGCGGUCCUCCUGGAAUGACUAAUGGAGUUGAGGAGGCUUGUGCUGCCACUAAUAGAUACGAGGGGCCUGCCUUCAUUCAUCAUUUCGAGAACUUUUAAAUGAGAACGUUAUUGGGUUUUUUGGUUUUAUAAUUUUUGCUGCUUUUUAAUUUUUUUUCAUCCUUUAGAGAGUUGUUAUUAGGCUUUUUGAUUUGUUUUGUUUUUAAUUUUUGGUAGUAAUAGUCUUCAAUCAAGUCAAAA